AUGUACAGAUAUUUUGCUAGCCAAUCAAAAUCCUACUCUCUCCCUCGUGCCAUUGGUCGUGUGAUAAGAUUGGCUCAGCCCACUAACAUACGGAUACCACCGAUAGACAAGAGGCACAACGAGCGUUUUUAUUUGAUGUAAACAUGGUUUCAAUGAUUACUAAGACAUCUCACCUACGUUGUAUCCUAAGAACAGGAACAUGUUUAACUUUGAAUUGGACAAAGACAUCAUUUGGAUCAGAAAGAAGGUAGUUAGCUGUAUGGUGUACCUCUCUUCUAAUGCUACAAUAUUGUAUCUUGUUUGGUAACUAGCUAGCUAGCUUUGACACCACUGUCAGCACACAGCUAGUUAGCUACACAUUGUAGUCACACAGGUAGUGCAGUAUAGAGAAUGGGAUCAAUAAGAAUGAUUGUAACUAGAUGACAGCUAGCUAUGCUAUCCAAUAAUGUUGUCUGCACUGAUAGAGCUAGCCGAAAGAUUUUUAUUAUCUUUUUCUCCUGGAAAGGUAUGCCUCCAAAAGUGAGGGAGACAGCAGGACGCCCAAAAUAUACACUAAAACUGGCGAUAAAGGUACAUAUGCAAGCAAGUCAUUGCACAUCGUAUGGUCAUUUCAACAAAGAAUGCUUUGCUCAUCUUCUUGUCAUUGCCAAAGGUUUCUCUAGCACUUACACUGGAGAGAGAAGACCCAAGGAAGAUCAUGUGUUUGAAGCAUUGGGAACAACAGAUGAGCUGUCAUCAGCAAUAGGGUAAUGUGAUGUCCAUUCCUUCUAUUGGGUAUUUUGCUUUGUUCCCCCUGAGUGAAUGUAUUCACUGUCUUGUGUUGUCUUCUACAGCUUGGCCAGAGAGUUUUGCAUCGACAAAGGCCAUACAUUCACAGAUCAGCUGGACAAGGUCUGAGUUUGAACUUAUUCAGUUAAUCUGGGUUGAGUAAUGAUGAACUUGUUAUUUUUACUCAAUGCUUACCUGCCUAACCCUACAGAUUCAGUGUGUCUUACAAGAUGUGGGUUCCAACAUUGCCACACCUCGAUCAUCUGCAAGAGAAAGUCAUAUAAGUAAAUAUAUUUCUGCAAAUCAUUUUGUAGAAUCAUUACACCCAGCUCACCCCAGCCAGUGGCCUUCACAUUCUAUUCAUACUCUCUCUUAUCUCACUCUUUCCAACAGAGAAAACCAAGUUCAGUUCCCAGCCAGUGAUAGACCUGGAAAGCUGGAUCGACGCAUUCACAGAGGAGCUGCCACCACUGACAAAUUUUAUAUUACCUGUAAGCACCCACACUGGAUGAAACUUUUCUGCUUCUCAGAACUUUAAUUUAUAAUGUGAUGUGGAGUUGUGUGGAAGUAUUGAUGAUAUGUUUACAGGUUCAAAUUACAAAUAGUCUUACCAUACUUCAAGGUAACACAUCAGAUGAGGUAUUGCAUAUGUUAAUCCAUGUUUAAAGCAACUCAAUACAUGUGUAUGGACAUUUACUAUGCAGUGAUGUUAGUUAUCAGGUCCCUUUGUGGGUGAAUACAUCUAUGCAUAUUGGUUUGAUGUGCUCCAUAUUUUUUACUUAUCUCUGUCUGGUUACAGUCUGGAGGAAAGAGCAGUGCGGCCCUCCACAUAGCACGGGCCGUGUGUCGCCGAGCAGAACGCAGGUCAGUUUGAGCUAAUCAUACGGUUGUUCAGACAACACUGUCCUAGAAACAGCCAUAUUAACUAUAACACCAGUCUUAUUUGUUCAGCGUUUCCCCUAUAGUGCGGUCAGGUGAGGCCGAUCCUGAUGUUGCCACAUUUUUGAACAGGUAUGUUCCUGGUAUAAAUGUGCAGAUGCAUCAUCAUGUGUUUUAGAAAGUGGUGUGCUCUAGCUGAUCAACAUUCACCUCACGUCUGCCCACAGAUUGAGCGACUACCUGUUUACAGUGGCCAGGUACACAGCCAUGAAAGAAGGUAACAAGGAGACAAUCUACAAAAGACCUGAGUGA
Coregonus sp. 'balchen' is the source of this 1959-nucleotide messenger RNA. The record is from the annotation of a GenBank genome assembly. NCBI's taxonomy places the organism in Eukaryota, Metazoa, Chordata, Actinopteri, Salmoniformes, Salmonidae.